AUGGAUCCCAAGUCAGUACCUGCUGAGCUACAAGAAUUAACAAUAGUUGAACAGCAACUAAUUAGUAGGAUAUCCCCUGCCAUCAAUAUUCAUAUGCUUAAACAUGGGGGGAUCGCUGCAAAUGGUCACUGUGUAACAUUCCAACAACAAAUAAAUGAACCUGCGCAAAUCCUGCCCAAACUUCCCUCAGAAAUAAAUAUUCCUAAAGUUCGAAGAAAGGGCAAAGAUGAGAGUUAUAAGGAUUAUCAUGUAAGGAGGUUUAUUGUUCAAAAUGCUCUCAUCUGGCUCAAGAACAAUAACCCAUCAUACUUUGAUAUCAUCAUAAGCAAUGAUAGGCUAAAUCAACUCCCUUUUGACAGCCCACUUGAACUUCAAACUCUUGAACUCGACACUUUUGAGAGCAAAAAUGAUGACCAAGGCCCAGCUCCACAGCAGUUUGAACCUGGCCCAACUGAUGGUCUGUCCGAUUCAGGGGUUCUAAUACCAGAACCAAGUAUUGACAUAAACAAGAGGUUCAGAAUGUGGUUGAAGACAUCAUUAAUGAAAAAAAAUCUCAAAAAAACCCAGCCUACAAGAGAUAACAUUCCAAUUUCUGAGUUCACAACUAAGUACUUUUUCACUCUUGCUUUUCCUUGUCUCAUUCCCUAUGGUACUGGAAAUUUCCAUGUAAACAGACCCCGAACAUGUUCCUCUAUGACAGAAUGGGCUGAUCAUUUAUUGUGGUACAAAGACGGUCGAUUUGCCAGACAUCCAUACUUCAAAUUCAUUGUCCACAAUAUCAUUAUGAGAAAGAGAACCCUAGAGCAAAGUACCUAUAUCAUUAAGCAACAACUUGGGGAUGAGCAUAUGACAGUUUCUGAAUUAAAAGAACAACUGCAAAAUGGCAACAAUAGCAUUCCUGAAAAAAAUCUAUAUUUUGGUGCAAACUUGCGCGGAACAUCACAAUACUGGGCACAAAGGGCUAAAGAAUUGAGAGCACUCAUUCACUAUCAAAUAAAUGAGGGGCAUGGAUUGCCAUUCUUUUUUCACAACUGGAAGCUGUGCUGA
Messenger RNA from Saccostrea echinata, 1047 nucleotides. RefSeq lists its product as uncharacterized. The coding region runs from base 1 to 1047 and encodes 348 amino acids. The record is from RefSeq and is a predicted model, not a curated record. The transcript has a single exon. NCBI's taxonomy places the organism in Eukaryota, Metazoa, Mollusca, Bivalvia, Ostreida, Ostreidae.